UUGUUUAAUUUUAAAUGAUUAUUGGCUGUUUAAUGACGAGAAUAACAGGGAAAAUUCAGGGCAAAAUGAGGAGGAACAAUUUUUUUCUUCCUCCACAUCCUCUUCUUCAUCAUUUUCUUUGUCAAUGUCACCCACUUCUUCCUCCAAUCAACUUCAUUUUGAAGACAAUUUUUCCUUUGAUUAUCCAUCAUGUAGGUCUCCUUCUCCUCCCUCUUUUUAUUGUUCUUCCUCAUCCUCGUCCUCUUCAUUAUCUCCUUCAUUUUAUUGUUCUUCUUCACAAUUUUCUUCAAAUUCCUUCACAUCCUUUUCCUUUUCUUCCCCUUCCGCACCUUUUUCCUCCUCAAUGUGUUCUCCUCCUUCCCCCUCUUAUUCUUCUUCCAUGUCUUCAUCAUCUUCUUCCUUUCCAUCUUCUUCCUCAAUUUCUCCUUCCUAUUCCUCAAUUUCUUCUUCAAUUUCUUCCUCUUCCGUCUCCCCUCCCUCUUCUACCUUAUAUCACUUCCACCACAAUUUAA
Meloidogyne enterolobii is the source of this 512-nucleotide messenger RNA. NCBI's taxonomy places the organism in Eukaryota, Metazoa, Nematoda, Chromadorea, Rhabditida, Meloidogynidae. The record is from the annotation of a GenBank genome assembly.